CUUGUUCAAGUAGUUAAUAUUGAUCAUACUAAUGAAGAAGGUGAGACAGCACUAAUGUUUGCUUGUAAAAGAGGACAUGAGGACAUUGUACACAGUUUACUGUCUGCUGGAGCUAAUGUUAACAUUCAGGACAAUGAAGGACAGACUGCACUAAUGAUAGCAAGUGAACAUAAUCACAUUUCAGUCAUUCACAUGUUACUACAAGCUAAUGCUAAUCCUCACCUGAAGACAUCAGAUGGAUUAAAUGCUGUAAUGAUUGCUAGUGGCUAUGGCAACUAUGAGGUUGUUGAGCUAUUGAUUAGUAAAGGAGUUGAUUGUAAUUAUCAACAAAAAGAUGGAGUGAAUUCUUUUAUGUUUGCUUGUCGAAAUGGUCACCUUCAAAUAGCUAAACUAUUACUGAAGGAACAAGUCAAUCCCAAUGUUCAAAACAAAAAUGGAGUGAAUUCUUUUAUGUUAGCCUGUCGUAAUGGUCACACUCAAAUAGUUGAACUGUUACUGAAGGAACAAGUUGAUCCUAAUGUACAAAAGGAAGAUGGUUGGAAUGCUUUUAUGUUUGCCUGUCUAAAUGGUCACACUCAAAUUGUUGACUUGUUGCUAAAGAAAAAAGUCAAUCCUAAUAUUCAAAGAUGCGAUGGAGAAAAUGCUUUCAUGAUAGCUUGUAAAAAUGGUCACACUCAAACAGUUAAACUGUUGCUGAAGCAACAAUUUGAUCCUAAUGCUCAAAGGAAUGAUGGUCGGAAUGCUUUUAUGCUGGCUUGUAAAAAUGGACACACUCAAAUAGUUGAACUGUUGCUGAAGGAACAAGUUGAUCCUAAUGUGCAAGAUAAAAAUGGUAUGACUGGUUUAAUGCUUGCCAGACAUCAUGAAAUAGUUAAGUUAUUAUUAGAAUCGAAAGCUGAUCCAACUAUUGAAUCUAAUGAAGGCAAAACUGCAUUAUAUUAUGCCAAAACUAGUGAAACAGAAAAAUUACUUAUUGAUUAUUUUGAAAAAAGGGACAAGGAUGCUACUAGAUAUGGAUCUCAACAGACAUUAUCCAGUGGAUAUCAUACGGUAUCUCAUGAUAGUAGUAUAAGAAGUUUUCCUUCUACUUUAACUUUAGAUUCAACAGUAAAAGACUCUGAAGUAGAUACUGAUACUUAGUUUAGCCUGGUCAUGCAGUGUGACCAGACUAUUAUUGUGCAACAAUUUUAAUUUGUAUAAUAGUGAGUGGGCGUAUCAAAGGCACCGCCUGUGGUUACAAAUGUGAUGUAACACAGCUUUCAUUUGUAACACUCCUUGUGGUUUUAUUUGUAGCCCUGUGGGUUGACAGCAAAAAUCUCUUAAAAUAAAAUACAAGAAACAACAUUAUUGUACAGGUAUUAUAAGCUGAAAGUUAACUGUCAAUAAAGCUUGCAAUAAAGUCUGGCCUAGGUCCAGUGGCCCGCGGGAACGAACAGCGGGUACAAAGUCGGAACAAUUGUGAGUCUCCGGAGUGCAGAAAACUUUAGAUCGAUUCACAGACCAAUAAUC
Molecule: messenger RNA, 1509 nt
Organism: Amphimedon queenslandica
Lineage: Eukaryota; Metazoa; Porifera; Demospongiae; Haplosclerida; Niphatidae
Product: kinase D-interacting substrate of 220 kDa-like
Exons: 1
Coding region: 55-1140 (361 amino acids)
Molecular function (GO): protein binding
Source: RefSeq, a predicted model, not a curated record